Molecule: messenger RNA, 1647 nt
Organism: Galendromus occidentalis (western predatory mite)
Lineage: Eukaryota; Metazoa; Arthropoda; Arachnida; Mesostigmata; Phytoseiidae
Product: cholinesterase 1
Exons: 1
Coding region: 1-1647 (548 amino acids)
Biological process (GO): acetylcholine catabolic process; choline metabolic process
Cellular component (GO): plasma membrane
Molecular function (GO): acetylcholinesterase activity
Source: RefSeq, a predicted model, not a curated record
AUGUUGUUGCAUGUGCGCUUCGUGUUAGCAUUAGUUUUCCUUUACGGUUCGAUCCCACUGACGCGGUGCAUCAGUGAAAAUCCAGUGGUGCAGACUCCAUUGGGAGCGCUCAAGGGUCGAACCGAAGUCUUCAAGUACUCCGGCCAGAGUCUGGACGUGUUCAACGGUGUCCCGUAUGCCGAAUCGCCGACCUCGACUGGACGCUUCCGGAAGUCCUCACCUGUGAAACGCUUCACUGCCGAUGGGAGCGUUUAUGACGCCACCCACUAUCGACCGGGUUGUAUACAGCCGCAAGGGUUGUUCGGCAUCAAUGAGAGCACGGUAUUCGAUGAAAACUGUCUGUUUUUGAACAUAUGGAGAAGGAGCGGCACGGACGACUCUCACCGGAAACCUGUGGUCCUAAUAAUUCACGGAGGAGGAUACACAGCCGGAGACGGGCACGAAUACGACUUCCGUGGGACUCAACUGGCCGCGUUCGGGGACGUCGUCGCCGUGAACAUGAACUACAGGCUCGGUUUGUUCGGCUUCCUUGACCUUGACUUGCCGGAAGCCCCCGGAAACAUGGGUCACACAGACCAAACUCUGGCGAUGGAAUGGGUGCAGAAAUACAUCGCUCUGUUCGGUGGGGAUCCUCAGCGAGUGACGCUAUUCGGGGUGAGCGCCGGCGGCUUCUCGAUAUCGGCACACCUGAUAAGCAAACAAUCGGAGGGUCUAUUUCACGCCGCCAUCAUCGACGGUGGGGUGAUAACCAAAGCCAAGACCGACAGUCGCGCGGAGCAUUUGACGAGCGUCCGCAAAGUCGCCAGGGGUUUGAACUGUUCAGAUGAGACGACCGAGGAUCUUUUGAAGUGCUUCACCGAGGCCGAUGCUCAAAAACUUUUGGAACAACAACAGGCCAAUUCCUUACUGAAGAUUUUCACGCCGCCGACUCAUGGAAACGGCUUCCUAGCGAAUAUCCCGGAGAAGAUCGUCAACCACCAACCAGGUUCAUUCACGCGAGUGCCGAUACUCGUCGGAGAUUGCAGUGACGAGGGAAGCAUAGUGUUCUACCCUGAAAUCGAGAAUGUGAAUUUGACGAGCGUUUCCGAAACUCUAAAUUACCUGCAGACUGAGCUCGGAGAUCAUCCGCUUUCACGAAAUUUCAAGAGAGAAGAUAUCGUCGAGGGAUAUAAUAUUUCGGAGGGUGGCACUUCGGAGUACUACCGGAACGUCAGUCUGGACUUCGUCGGCGAUGGGUUUUUUGUCUGCCCCGUGAGGAACUUCGUGCAUCACUAUUCUUCAGUCGCCUCGACACGUUUCUAUUACUGGGAGCAUCUCACGAAACAGAAAGUCUCCCUGGAUCCUCUGACUUGGGGCGCUUUCCACGGAACCCCAUUCUUCCAUAUGAUCGGUUCGCAGUUCACGUAUUUCGAAAACGACACCAUAUCUUCAGAAGACGCUGACUAUGUGAAGAAAUCCAUCAGGAUGGUUGUGGACUUUGCCUCGGAUCCUGCGGCGAAGCUCCGGUUCGGCGACAUCGAAUGGCCCCCGUACACGAAGGACCAGCGCAAUGUUUUCGUUUUUGGCAGAGAGAGAGACUACCUGAGUCUUGGUCAUCCGAAAGACUCGAAAUGUGGUACGGUAUGGAGAGCCUAUGAGGAUAUUUGA